Mytilus trossulus (common blue mussel) is the source of this 4745-nucleotide messenger RNA. RefSeq names its product muscarinic acetylcholine receptor M4-like. Gene Ontology annotation, cellular component: dendrite; plasma membrane. The coding region runs from base 212 to 2269 and encodes 685 amino acids. NCBI's taxonomy places the organism in Eukaryota, Metazoa, Mollusca, Bivalvia, Mytilida, Mytilidae. The record is from RefSeq and is a predicted model, not a curated record. Gene Ontology annotation, biological process: synaptic transmission, cholinergic; G protein-coupled receptor signaling pathway, coupled to cyclic nucleotide second messenger. The transcript has 3 exons. Gene Ontology annotation, molecular function: G protein-coupled acetylcholine receptor activity; G protein-coupled serotonin receptor activity.
GUGCGGAAGUGAUUUGGUGUUGACAACAUACCUUUGAUAUUUGAUGGAUUUCGUUCACAACUUUUAAAUUUGGAGCCUAACAUGUGAGAUGUGAUCGAUAAAACCAUUAUGGUUAUAUCUCCUCCUACAUUUGUACUGCUUGGCAGCUAAUGACAGUAUUAUAAUAUUAAAACCUGUGAUACUAAGAUGCUGUGAAGAAACAUAGACCAUUAUGAAUACCGGAAACAUAUCAGUUGAUUCUAUGCUUGAUGUCAGCACAACAACGGAAAUAUUUUGUGAUUUAGGCAGUAUCAUAAUAGAUAAUUGCACAUGUAAUGGAAGCAUACAAAACAAUACUUGCACUAAUGUGACAGCUUCUAUAGGAUAUUCACCUCCAAAUCCACUAUGGCUUACGGUUCUACUUGGUUUAAUGGCGUCCAUCGUCAUACUAGUGACUAUUUGCGGGAAUAUACUUGUGUUGUUAUCGUUUGCUCUAGAACGAAAUAUACGACAACCAACGAAUUAUUUUAUAGCAUCAUUAGCAGUUUCAGAUCUUUUGAUAGGCACAUUUUCUAUGCCUUGUUUCACGUUAUAUUUGUUACUUGGUUAUUGGCCUCUAGGCGAAAUGUUAUGUGAUUUGUGGCUAUCUUUAGACUGGACGGUAUGUCUAGCUUCACAAUACACUGUUUUCUUCAUUACUGUAGAUAGAUUCUUUUCUGUUAAAAUACCAGCAAAAUAUAGAAACUGGCGAACUGAAAGGAGAGUAGUUAUAAUGGUUGCCUUCACCUGGAUAAUUCCUUCAGCGGUGUUUUUCAUUUCUAUAAUAGGAUGGCAGUACUUUGUUGGAAAGCGGACGGUUCCUGAAGGGACAUGUGAAGUUCAGUUUAUGGGUGAUCCUUUAUUUACUUUUCUCCUAACAAUUGGAUAUUAUUGGACAACACUAGCUGUAAUGAUUGGAUUGUAUGGUGGAAUAUACAGAGUUGCAUUAUCUCUUCAGAAAAAAUCAGAAGCAAAGCAUAAACGACUGAACACUGCCAUGGGACUAUCAAAAGGUAAAAACAAAUCUAAAAAGAACAAUAAGAGUGUCAAAUCACCUGUAAUUGAUGACACUGUGGUUCAAAACAAUACACAGAACCAAAAACAUAUAGACACAACAAGUUUUACCAAGCAUGCAGAGGAAGACAGGUCUAGUUCGCCAGCAUUUGCUUCAGACGACGAAAAUAGUGAUAGUCAUGAAGCUUGUGGAAAUGGAAAAUCUAAUAACAAAUCGAAACAUAGAAAUGACGAAAUAGACGAUGAACAAACGUGUUUUGUUAAUAGUGCUGUUCAAACGGACACAACAUAUCGACCAUCAUUAAAAGGCAUGUUAGGUCAGUCAUUUAAUCAUGUUUCUAAAAUCGCUCUGUCAAUAACUGCACCAACGUCUUCUGACGAUGACAAAGAAAAAAGUGACAAUGUAGAGAGGCAAUCGGAGGAAAUUAACAAUUAUCAUAAUAAUGUGUUACACAUUGAAAACACUCCAAAAUCAACAGACGCUUUACUUGAAAAUGAUAUACUACAAGGAUGUAAGUAUAUUGACGAGGAAAGCUUGAAAUCAUUGGCCUCUGCUGAAAAUAUUAGGCUCUUGUCAGAGCCAAUCAUUGAAUACGCUUCAUCUACUGAUGAUGGUGGUAAUUCCCCAGUGUGGAAAAAGAGAAAGGAUAAAUAUCUGCCUAUACCGAUACCCGAGGAGUUUUCUACAAGUGUAUCAAUAAUAGAUAGUGGUGUAGAUAUGCAUGAUGAACAUGAUCAAACUGGUACAAAUACUAAUACAACCGUGAGUACGUUACCCGCUAACGGUAAAUCAUGGAACAAUGCUGUUAGUCUAGUUAAACAGCGAAACUCGGUACAAAAACUAAGUACUGUGGAAACAGAAGAUAAACCUCAUAAGUUUGGAAGUCCUUUCCAUGCCCUUGUUAAAUCAAUUAGGGCAAAACAGAAGCAAAGAGAGCGCGAAAAACAAAAAACCGAAAGUAGAAAAUCUAAAUCGGAAAAUCGUGCAAGGAAGGCAUUGAGGACAAUUAGUUUUAUUUUAGGUGCUUAUGUUCUUUGUUGGACACCAUACCACGUAAUGGUAUUCAUCAUCGGUGUUUGUGGAGCUUUUAGUUGUGUUAAUGCUACACUUUAUAAUAUUUGUUAUUGGCUAUGCUAUUUGAAUAGUCCUGUGAAUCCUUUCUGUUAUGCUUUUGCCAACCAACAAUUUAAAAGAACUUUCUUGCGCUUGUUGAGACUUGACUUCCAUAAAACAUAACAUAUAUUUGUAAAAUUAAACAAUUACUCAAAAAUGAAGCAGUUUCUUUAGGAAACUAUGCGUGACAAUAUUUAGAUAAAUGGUAUAAUGUAAAAAGUAAUAUUUAAGGGAGCAAAAUUAAAAACAGGUUUCAUCUUUUGAUUUACUUUACCGUCCAUAUGCUUUUAGGUUUAGAUAUUGCAGAAAUUCAUCAUGUUAAUCAAAUUGAAUGCUGUAAUGUUGUCACUCCGAUACAUAUAUUUGUUCUGUGCUCUGUUAUACCUACUUUAUAAUCAGGCUGGUACCGUUCAGAUGCUGUAAUGAGUAUUAGUAUUCUAAAGAAUAAGUGUGUAAUCUGUCAAAAAUCAAUAAACAGAAGAAUAUCACUGCCAAUUUUACAUUACAAGUUUGUUUAUCAUGAAACUGAGUAUAAUAUGCAGGGAAAUACAUAUAUAUACUAUAAUAAUUUCAUAAUAAAUCUAGAAAAAUACAUAUGUAAACUAAUUCAUAAUAUAUCUAGUUACUGUGUUACACAAAAUUCACUUAAACCAACGAGAAGGUUAAUAAAUCAUGACUUUACAUUCGCUAUAAGUGUUUUUCGACAACGUUGACAGUUUUCAUGAGUCGGUUUGUCUGGGCUAAAUUAUAUUAUAACCGAUGAAAAUGAGAUAAUUCUUCUUAGAAAAAAUAAUUGUAUUAUAAAUGAUGACAAAAUUGAGAUCAUAUUAUAUAAUAACUGAUAAAGAAUUUCUUUUCUUUUAACUAAUGGAAAGGGUUAAUUUUACUGUAACCGGUAAAGAUGUUUUAGCUUCAUUUUAACAGAUGAAAAAUGAACAAGGAUAUUUGAUUAUAAACAAUGAGCAAAGAAUUUCUUUAGGUUUAAAAUAAUAAUGAAGCAGUCGAGGUUAUAUUAGUAUAUGAAAACCGUGGUUUUCAGUCUAGAAAACAUUUAUUUUAUUCUUUGCCAUUUUUAUUUUAUAUGUAACGGUUCAACAAUUUAUACUACAUGUGUAUGAAAUAUAAUGUGUUUUUUUUUUUUGUCAAACGUAUGUUUCAACCAUCUGGAAACUGUACAAUAUUCAAUAAUUAUGUAUACAUAUGUGUUCAACAUUGGUGACUUAUAAACAUUGUAAAAUAUGACUUCCCUUUUUUAGACAAGGUUUCAUUUGGAUGAAAUGGUAUUUCAUUAAUACUGAUUCAAAGGUGCUUGAUGCAAAUAUCGUCACAUUUUUUCAAUUUGCUUUUUGAAACUUACAUUGUCCCCCUCCUUUUCAGCUAUGCCUAAUGAACAAAAACAUUGUUUCUAUACUGUUAAAAUAAAUCUACUAAACAAUCAUAUAUCAUUGUUUGGUAGAAUCAUUAUAAAAAUUUGAGAAAGUUUCUUUUGGUUGUUGAUCAUGUUGAUAGAGAAUCUUUCUUAAUACCAAUUCAAUCAGCCGUUAGCUAUAUGUGAUUUAUGAUUACCUGACAUUGAAAAACCUUCAACAAAAGAUCUUUUAGACAACAAGGGAUAUUAAUAAGCACAGCCUUAAACAAACAUUAAAUAUUUAUAGUGACUCGAUGACCCAUUUUGACUUCUUUCAAGGGACACAGAAGGGUGAUGCGAAAUGUACAAAAACAAAGUGCGCCUAGUAUAUAGGGAUACUUUUGAAAAUAAACAUAAUGCCAAACUGUUUGUCAUUACAAUUUUCGCCAGCGUGUAGAUAAUCACAAAACACAUUUCUUUUGUAAACAUUUUGAUACGCAUAUUUUGCAGUAUGUAACAAACAGUCCCGAUCUUGUACAAGCCUCUUUUUUUAUAUUCCCCGCCAUUUCAUGUUUUUAUGACAUGUAAAUGGACGAUUAAGAAAAGUAUAGAAAUAUUUUGCACCCAUUUGCAAAUAAGAAAUAUUACAAACACAUUUAAAGAAAAGAAGGUUCAUGGCACCUUAGUGUGGUCACAUUAAAUUAACCAUUCAUACCUUUAAGUAUUAUAGCGUCAAAUGCGAAACGAAAAGCUAACAUCGGCACACAAACGACCAACAAAGCAAUUGAAACGCAUUGCAAUUAUUUCAGUUUGUCAAAGUGACAUUGCUCGAUAUUUCGUUAAUUAACAUUUAUAUUAAUGAAAAAGUAUAGUGUCCUCAUUUACAGAGGUAAGAAAUUAAACUUCCUGGCCUCAAACUCACAAACUGAACACUUUCAUGGGACUUAAAACUUUGCCUACUGUAUUCCUGUCGUCCUUCCCUAUGUCUACUUAUAGUCUUGUGAAUAUCUUGUAAACACAAGUUUCUAAGUUAAUGGCUAAUUUUUAAAUUGUGAAAAUUCUUAAACUAGGUUUAAUUAAUUGAUUUGAUUAAGAAUCGGUUUAAUGUUUGAUAUUUCAGAUUGUCAAUUUGUUUGAUUUUCAUUAAACACAUUUUUUUUUAGAUAUAUCCUUAUAAAACACAUAUGUGUGUUAAAAAUUCAACUAAGUUUUUUGCUCUCAUUCGUCUUUAUUUUUAAUUUUUAUAAUGUA